This is a messenger RNA of Salvia miltiorrhiza (redroot sage), 1995 nucleotides long. RefSeq names its product protein TRAUCO-like. The record is from RefSeq and is a predicted model, not a curated record. The transcript is spliced from 4 exons. Gene Ontology annotation, molecular function: transcription cis-regulatory region binding; protein binding. Gene Ontology annotation, cellular component: Set1C/COMPASS complex. The coding region runs from base 203 to 1798 and encodes 531 amino acids. Lineage: Eukaryota; Viridiplantae; Streptophyta; Magnoliopsida; Lamiales; Lamiaceae.
AGACAAUUUGAGAAAGAGAGAAAUUUAGAAGGAAAGAGAUUGAGAGUGUUUGUUCAUUGGAGUUGAGAUAGGAUUCGAAGAUCGUUGCCAUCCAACGUCGAAUCUUGCCGUGGGAACAAUUCGGAAGAUCAACUCUGGAGUCGAUCACUUCUCGUUUCGCAGGUAUACUUCUUUUACUACCUUGUAAGAUUAUGGUUUUUGUAUGUACUUGUUAGAUAUUCGAAAUGGAUCGUGGGCACACGAACCGUAUAUCAAAAUAUGGUUCCUACACACGUGUGCCAAAAGGAUCUUAGGUGUGCAAACUGACAAUGCUUUGAAUUACUUGAUUGUUGCCGUCGUCGUCAUCCUCUCUGUAUUCCCUCCAAUUCCAAUGGACACUCUUCAGGCCACCUACAGAGAGGAUGACGACGACGCCACCAACGCCUCCCCUUCGCCACCCACACCCACUGCCACCCUCGACGCUGGAGCCGCCGCAACCGCUGCCGAGUUGCCUGAAAACGGAAUCAAGGACGAGCCAGACGUCGCCAUCUCCGAAGACGUUUCGUCCGAAGAGGCCUCCGUGUACGGAACGCCGCAAGCUCUAGACGCUGACCAGCACGAUUCGCAUAAUUCCCCAAAUCGCCCCCCCGAAUUGGAGCUCGAAGGCGACGAAGAUGCCGAAUUGGAUGAGGAAGAUGACGAGCCCUCUCCCAAAAAGCAGAAGCAGCUAUCCGACUUGCCGAAACCCGCUGCCGCCGCUCUUGAAAUCACGGAAACACCCUCGCCGGCAGCCACGCCGGCACAGGACGGGAAACCCCUCGCCCUCGCUGCCAAAUCGGGCAAGAAAUCGAAGAAGAAGAACAAGGACGUGUGGACCACCACCUCCAGGAAGGGGAAGAAGAAGACCAAGCAAGCCUCCAACAACAAUCACAACUCCAAGAAUCCCAUGAAUGGGGACGCCUUGGCUGAGGAUAGAGUGUUCAUAUCUCCGAUCCCUAGAUUUCCAGACAAAAGUGACGAUUUCCCGGAGCUGGAGAUCUGCCUCUCGAAGGUUUACAAGGCUGAGAAGGUUGAGCUGAGUGAGGAUAGAAUGAGUGCGAGUAGCACAAAAGGGUACAGGAUGGUAAGGGCAACGAGGGGGGUGACCGAAGGCGCGUGGUAUUUUGAGAUUAGAAUAGUGCAUUUGGGAGAGACGGGGCACACGAGGUUGGGCUGGUCGACCGAGAAGGGGGACCUGCAGGCUCCGGUAGGAUACGAUGCCAACAGCUUUGGUUAUAGAGAUAUUGAUGGCAGUAAGGUUCACAAGGCUUUGAGAGACAAGUACGCCAAUGAAGGUUAUAAUGAAGGUGAUGUUAUAGGUUUCUACAUCAAUUUGCCAGAUGGAGGCUUGUAUGCGCCUAACCCUCCGCGCUUGGUUUGGCACAAGGGGCAGCGCUAUAUUUGUGCUCCCAAUGUGAAGGAGGAUUCUCUAAAAGUUGUGCCUGGGAGUGAGAUAUCGUAUUUCAAAAACGGCAUAUGUCAAGGGGUUGCUUUUGCGAAUCUCUAUGGUGGUCGCUACUAUCCUGCUGCUUCCAUGUACACCCUCCCUAACCAACCACCUUGUGCUGUUAAGUUCAAUUUCGGUCCUGACUUUGAAAGAUUUCCUGAAGACUUUGGUGAACGUCCUCAUCCGAGACCUAUGAUUGAAGUUCCAUAUCAAAGCUUUGAUGACAGAGUUGAGAAUGGUAGUCCAUGGAAUAUUACUCGAAUGUCCCCUAUGUUCAAAGUGAUAAAAGAAGAAAAUAGUAAUAUUGCGAAAGCUGCUGAAAUGGCCGGUUAAUCAUGCACUCAGCUCAGUUGCUUCGAUUUGAAGUGGUUCAAACAAUGUUGUAACCAGUGUUUGCUGUAGGAAAGGUAUCCAUCAUUGAACUACGCACAUACAUAUAGGUGUGUGUAUAUAUAUGUAUAUAAAUUGAGGGGACACAGCCAACACUCAUGCAUGUGCCAUAUUAUUCAAAAUUAGCUCUUUUUGUUAUU